Nymphaea colorata (pocket water lily) is the source of this 2226-nucleotide messenger RNA. Its product is annotated as protein NRT1/ PTR FAMILY 3.1-like. NCBI's taxonomy places the organism in Eukaryota, Viridiplantae, Streptophyta, Magnoliopsida, Nymphaeales, Nymphaeaceae. Gene Ontology annotation, biological process: transmembrane transport. Bases 38 to 1882 code for a protein of 614 amino acids. The transcript is spliced from 4 exons. Gene Ontology annotation, cellular component: plasma membrane. The record is from RefSeq and is a predicted model, not a curated record. Gene Ontology annotation, molecular function: transmembrane transporter activity.
UCCUCCAUCUCCCUCUCCUCCCAAAUUCCCUCCCACCAUGCUCCCUUGUUUCCCCUCCAAAGUCAGAAGCAGCUCGCCGGAAAGUCCACCGGCUAACACCAUGGAGUCCAAAGAGAAGAGAAGGGGAGGGCUCAGGACAAUGCCCUUCAUUCUUGCCACCGACGUGUGCGACCGGUUUGCGGCCACCGGAUUCUCCUCUAAUAUGAUCACUUACUUGACUCAAGUGCUUCACAUGCCUAUGGUUCAGGCCUCUAACACGCUCACAAAUUUUGCCGGCACGGCGGCCUUAACACCACUGAUCGGCGGGUUGAUUGCCGAUUCUUUUGCCGGAAGAUUUUGGACCAUUGCCGUUGCUUCCGUCAUCUACCAGCUGGGAAUGCUAUGCCUGACCUUGUCCGCUAUCCUUAGGGGCACCAGGCCUCCGCCCUGUUCCGGUCAGCAACCAUGCCAAGAGGCAUCGACAGGGCAGCUAUGGAUCCUCUACUUCUCACUCCUCUUGACCUCCAUAGGGUCGGGCGGGCUCAGGCCCUGCGUGGUAGCCUUCGGCGCCGACCAGCUUGACUUGAGCAAGUCCAAAAAGACCAAGGACAAGACCUCCAAUUUCUUCAACUGGUACUAUUUCUGCAUGGGUGUGGCCAGCUUGCUCGCCCUGACCCUUGUCGUCUACAUUCAAGACAAUGUGGGGUGGGGUUGGGGCCUGGGCGUGCCAACCAUAGUCAUGACCAUUUCGGUGGUCGUCUUUCUUCUCGGCUACCCGCUCUAUGUCUUCUACCGGCCCUCCGGCAGCCCGCUAACCCGGCUCACGCAAGUGGUUGUCGCGGCGAUCAGGAAGAGAAGUGCGAUCAGACCAAAUGACGGCAAUGAGUUGUAUCAGAACAGGGAGAUGGAUGCUUCAAUCUCGAUCACAGGGAGGCUUCUUCACUCGGACCAGUACAAGUGCCUUGACAGAGCUGCCAUAAUAACGGAACGCGACUUCACAGAAGGCGGCAACCCCAAGCCAUGGCGACUCUCCACCGUUCACCGUGUGGAAGAGCUAAAAUCGAUCAUCCGGACGCUUCCAGUCUGGGCUGCCACUAUCUUGCUGGUCACCGCCUCUUCUCACCAGAACACGUUUUCGAUCCAACAGGCGCGAACCAUGGACCGGCACCUGGUUGGGUCCUUCAAGAUCCCUCCUGCCACCAUGAACGUCUUCACAAUCCUCUCCCUGCUAAUAACUCUUGCUCUCUACGACCACGUCAUAGUUCCACUGAGGGAGAAGUACGCCAGCAAGCCUGUUAAGUGGUCGUACUUCCGGCGGAUGGGCAUCGGCAUGGGGGUGUCCAUUUUGAGUACGUUUGUGGCCGGAUUCGUCGAAGUCAAGCGGAAAAAUGCCGCAGCUCAGGCAGGGCUACUAAGCCAGCCCCGCACAACCAUACCAAUCAGUGUUUUUUGGCUAAUACCGCAGUACAGUCUUCAUGGCAUAUCUGAAGCAUUCACUCACGUAGGCCACCUUCAAUUUCUCUACGACCAGUCGCCGGAAAGUAUGCGAAGCUUCGGAAUCGCGCUCUUUUGGAUAGCAAUCUCAUUAGGAAAUUACUUGAGCACACUAGUAGUAUCACUGGUUCAUAAGUAUACUGGCAAGGAACACAAUUGGCUGCCUAACCAUAACCUCAAUAAGGGCAGAUUAGAGUACUACUAUUGGUUCAUAACAGGCCUCCAGAUUGUGAAUUUGGGGUACUACAUAAUUUGCACCUUGUUCUAUACAUAUAAGCCCUUGGAGGUGGCACCUCUGGAAAACCAGGCCAAUGGUGUGGAUGGUAAUGGACAUGUUGAGCUAGCUGCAAGCGGCGUGAAUGAGCGGGAGAUCAGGGACCCAGAGGUGGGUGCGGCACGGUCUGUGUAAGAAGCACAUUUGAUCUGGAUGAUGUUGUAUGGAACAUGUACAGAUUGCAGAGCUCGAUCAUGUCGGAUGCUGACUCCAUUGUAACAGCUGAGGCUAAUCAAAGGACCUGUACAAGCACGACGAUGUGCAAAUGAGAGCUAAAUACGUUCCAAAAUCCAAGGAGAGGGAACGCUUAUGAAUUUUGUUCUACUUGGUAGACUGAGUCUUUAUAUGCUUUCCUUUGUUUUUUAGACUACGAGAGGAAAAGAAAUCCAAAAUUCUGAAUCCUUGGUAGUUAAUGUCGUAUGUAGUUACAGGUAAGAAAAGGAGCGCCAAAGUUUGAUCAAUAUGAUUGAGUUCAGAUA